AUUAUCCCCGGCGUCGCCGUCUUGGUGUCGUGGUUGUCGUCUUUUCCAUACCCAGCGGCCCCCGGAUAUUCCGCGCAAGCUCCGGCCGUUAUUAUUGAUCGAAACAUUUCGUCCGAUGGUCGCCUCAGGAUACCACGAACGGUCCGCGCACACCGUAAAUAUUCGUUCAGUGCGUCGUGGCCGAGUGACUUACGCGGAUAAAAGCGUAUCCAAAUAGACGGGGGAUAAACGUGGCCGAACAUGGUCGGAGGAGUGACGGAAGACGGACCUGUGAUUCGACCCGUCGAUUUCGUGUCGACGACGACCAUAGUCGCACUAUGUAUAGGCGCCGUUUUCCUACUUUGCGCCGUCGCGAUGACCUGGUGGCUUUGUCGACGACGUCGCGAGCACACCAAACUGAAUUCCGACAAGUCCCUGGCGUUCAGGCCACCCCACAGGAAACCGACGGCGGGCACCAGCCACUACCUGAAGAAGAGUCCAAGCCCGACGGGACCCGCGAAAAGUCCUCCAGGUUCCGGUGGACAAACACCAAGCCCUACCGGGUCUCAGUCGUCGAAUCCUGGUUCACAACCUAGAACACCACAGGGUACAGGUACACCUGCCCAGACACCUUCCGGCGAGGUAACAUUGAGUAUCGAGAAUGAACAACGGGAUAAGGCUGAAAUCGAGAACAAUGAGAAAACGGAACGCGAGAAGAAUCACGCGACAGAGAAUAACAAAGACAACCUCGGUCAGCUGAUGUUCAAACUGCGAUACGUAAGCGAACAAAAUGCUCUCGGGGUGACGGUGGUGAAUUGCAAGGGGUUACCCGCGAGGGAACAAAAUGCCACCAGCGAUCCUUACGUGAAAUUGAAACUGUUGCCUGAUAAGCAGCAUCAGGCGAAAACCAGAGUGCUCAGAAACACCAGAGAUCCUGUCUACGACGAGGACUUCACAUUCUUCGGGAUAUCGAAGGAUCAGCUUCAGAAAAUCAGUCUACACUUUAUAGUGCUUAGCUUCGAUAGAUAUUCUCGAGAUGAUAUUAUCGGUGAAUUGACAUGUGCACUUUCGACGGUGCCCGGCUUGGAGGAGGCCGAUAAUCAAGCGAUAUCGUUGUGCCGAAAAAUAUGUCCUAGAAGUCUGAAGAUUCAAUCACAGGGUAGGGGAGAGCUGCUCGUCUCCCUUUGUUGGCAACCAAUCAACAGCCGAUUGACGGUAGUUGUGCUGAAGGCGCAAAAUUUGCCCAAGAUGGACGUGACUGGGUUAGCGGAUCCAUAUGUCAAGAUCUAUCUUCUGUACAAUUCUCAACGCAUCGCAAAGAGGAAGACGCGCGUAAAGAAACGUACCCUUAGUCCGGUAUUCAACGAGUCUUUCGUAUUCGAUAUUCCGAAUGGUGCUGAUGGUCUUAACAAUGUCAGCCUCGAGUUUAUGUUGAUCGAUUGGGAUCGCGUUACAAGAAACGAGGUUAUUGGACGACUUGAAUUCGGUGGGCCAGAAUGUCAAGGAUCCGCUUUGAAUCAUUGGAGAGAAGUUUGUAGCUCGCCACAGAGGCAGAUCGCUGAUUGGCACAAAUUAAGGGAGUAAAUAAAUCUCUCCCGGCUCUAUCAAUUUUCCUGGAAUCCCAUCUCCAACUAUCCAAAAAGCCCCACGUCCUUCUCUAUUGUAAAACCACCAAUCCAACCCCUUGAAACCCUACGAUGAAGUAGGGUAUCUGUUUUGUAAACCUAAUACUCGAUGUAUAUUAGGCUUGAAGCGAGUGGCGGCACGUCCACCCGCGAUCGAUGCAACUGCGGAUGCACCACAUGAAACAUCUAAUCGUUACGUGUCGGCAUGAAGCGAGUACGAAGAGUAACUUCUGAUCGCACGAUAAUUUCCGAAUACAACCAGGCAUCGAUUCGAUAACGAAACUGCACUUGCUUCUCUCGAUUUAGAUACCGAGGAAAUCGAUAUUAUCAACUGAUAUUUUUCUUUAAUAUUUUUCUUGAUUCGAGUUAUUUCUAUAAAUAUAAAUUUUCAUUUAAUAAAAAAAAUGAUUCGUUUAAUAAA
Apis dorsata (giant honeybee) is the source of this 2025-nucleotide messenger RNA. RefSeq names its product synaptotagmin-4 (gene Syt4). The record is from RefSeq and is a predicted model, not a curated record. Lineage: Eukaryota; Metazoa; Arthropoda; Insecta; Hymenoptera; Apidae. Gene Ontology annotation, cellular component: synapse; membrane; axon. The transcript is spliced from 7 exons. Gene Ontology annotation, biological process: regulation of calcium ion-dependent exocytosis; regulation of dopamine secretion; cellular response to calcium ion. Gene Ontology annotation, molecular function: SNARE binding; clathrin binding; calcium-dependent phospholipid binding. The coding region runs from base 241 to 1563 and encodes 440 amino acids.